Molecule: messenger RNA, 1617 nt
Organism: Pelobates fuscus (common spadefoot toad)
Lineage: Eukaryota; Metazoa; Chordata; Amphibia; Anura; Pelobatidae
Gene: PELO
Product: pelota mRNA surveillance and ribosome rescue factor
Exons: 13
Coding region: 81-1232 (383 amino acids)
Biological process (GO): nuclear-transcribed mRNA catabolic process, no-go decay; nonfunctional rRNA decay; RNA surveillance
Cellular component (GO): cytoplasm
Source: RefSeq, a predicted model, not a curated record
CGGAAGUGCCGCCAUGUUGGUACACCCCUUGCUUAAAUCCCCUUCACUGAGUUCGGUGUCUGUGGCUCCCGGGGGCCACAAUGAAACUCAUCAGCAAAGAGCUGGAAAAGGACAAUGCGGGGCAGGUCACGCUGGUUCCUGAAGAAGCCGAGGACAUGUGGCACACGUACAAUUUAUUGCAGGUUGGGGACAGCCUACGGGCAUCAACGAUAAGGAAAGUUACGACUGAAUCCGCCACAGGCAGUGUAGGCAGUAACCGUGUGCGCACAACACUAACAAUCUGUGUGGAGACCAUUGAUUUUGACUCCCAGGCCUGUCAGUUGAGAGUCAAAGGAAUCAAUAUCCAGGAAAACCAGUAUGUAAAGAUGGGCGGCUACCAUACGAUAGAACUGGAACUAAACCGCAAAUUUACCCUGGCAAAAAAGCAGUGGGACAGCGUGGUCCUGGAAAGGAUUGAACAGGCCUGUGACCCUGCAUUCAGCGCUGAUGUGGCUGCUGUGGUGAUGCAGGAAGGUCUUGCACACAUCUGCCUCGUCACUCCAAGUAUGACACUUCUGCGAGCAAAGAUUGAGACCAACAUCCCAAGGAAGAGAAAAGGAAACUGCUCCCAGCAUGAGAAGUCUCUGGAGAAGUUCUAUGAGCAAGUUAUGCAGGGAAUUAUUCGACAUAUCAACUUUGAUGUGGUUAAGGUCAUCCUGGUUGCAUCUCCUGGCUUUGUCCGCGAGCAGUUCUGUGAGUUUCUCUUCCUUCGAGCUGUCAAACAAGAAAUUAAAAUCCUGUUGGAGAACCGUGGGAAAUUUCUCCAAGUUCACAGCUCAUCUGGACACAAAUACUCGCUGACAGAGGUUUUGUGCGAUCCUGCGGUCACUGCACGUUUGGCAGACACAAAGGCUGCGUCUGAGAUAAAAGCUCUGGGAGAUUUUUACAAAAUGUUAAAGAAUGAACCAGAUCGAGCAUUCUAUGGGAUUAAACAGGUGGAGAAAGCAAACGAAGCUCUGGCCAUCGACACCUUACUAGUUACAGAUGAGCUGUUCCGGCAUCAGGAUGUGGCCACAAGGAGUCGCUAUGUCAGACUGGUGGACAGUGUGAAAGAUAAUGGGGGAACAGUGAGGAUAUUUUCCAGUCUACAUGUCUCAGGAGAACAAUUGAACCAGCUGACUGGAGUAGCUGCCAUCUUGCGUUUCCCUGUGCCAGAUCUUUCUGAUGACGAAUCCAGUUCGGAGGACGAUUAAUGGGUCACAUUUUUUGCCUGUGAAGGUCUUAGUACUUUGAAGCAGACUGUGUGCAUACCUAACAACUUGCUUGGAAAACCACCAAGGAACACGAAGGUUGAUUUGCCGCCCUCCACAGUAUUUAUUAAUACGAUCACCAGAAUCAUGGGGACAAAAAGGCCGCAGUCAGGUUGUGAAUAUUGGACUAUGUGAUGGCCCCGCAUUUCUGGAGUCACAAGCUCACUGCUCUCAUGUAUUUAGAAUGUGUCACUCCACAGUCAUUGUGGAGCCCUUUCAAGCUGUUUGAUGGUUCUGAAUGAAUGGUAUGAUAAACGUGUGAGCUUUUUUUAAAUAAAUCUCCUAAAUCCCUGGUCCUCCCCGAUAAUAUCCAUUUUGUGGAUUGGCA